GACGCUUAACGCGGCCCCACUUUCCCUCUUCUUUACUUCACCUCUUCCGCAUAAAUCUCUGCAACUCCCAAACCAAAACCCCCUCUAAUUCUUUUCACACUUCUGUUUACUUUCCCAGGAGGAAUAGAGCCCAAAAUCUCUAAACGCUUUAGUAAAAUCUUCGAAAGCAGAAGUUCAAGUCUUUUGUGUUUUUAAAGAACAUAGUUGCAGUUAUGACUUCGCCUUCACCAAGGAAGAAAAACCCAGCAGCUGAAGCGGUGGUGGUCCAACCAUCGUCUCCACGAUUCCCGACUUCUGGGGCGCAACGGAGGAUAGGCAUCGCGGUGGAUCUUAGUAACGAGAGCGCUUACGCCGUCAAAUGGGCAGUCCAGAACUACCUCCGUCACGGAGAUGCUGUCAUCCUUGUCCACGUGCGAACCACGAACAUACUUUACGGUGCCGACUGGGGCUCUAUUGACCCAUCUAUAACUGAUUCCGAGAACCAAAGUGAACAGUCCAAUAAAAAGAUUGAGGACGAGUUUGACCUCUUCACCAAUACUAAAGUCAAUGAGUUGGCUCAACCGUUGGUGGAGGCGCAGAUUCCCUUCAAGAUUCAUAUAGUCAAGGAUCAUGACAUGAAGGAAAGACUCUGCUUGGAGGUGGAAAGGCUGGGACUGAGUGCAGUGAUUAUGGGUAGCAGAGGAUUUGGGGCUUUGAGGAAAAGCACAAAAGGAAGGCUUGGUAGUGUCAGUGAUUACUGUGUUCAUCACUGUGUUUGUCCUGUGAUUGUUGUGAGGUUCCCUGACGAGAAUGAUGGUUGUCGUGCUGAGGGCUCAGGUGGCAGAUAUAAGAGAGGAGAGAAGGAUGGGGAGCUGCCACCAGUGGUGGAGGAGGCAGAGCAGGAGCACCACGGUGCUUCUGAUAAACAAGCAGAUAUGGAAAGAGCUUCGUGAGUAGACAGUGGAGAUGCUGAGAUGUCAAAAGCGAAAAAUGAUCGGGAUGGUUGUAACUUAAAACGGUCAUGCCUCACGAGAAAAUUUUAGACAGCUACUGUUUGUUAUGUCUACCUCUGUACUACCUUGCAUCUGUUUUGGUGAUCACCUGCUGUGUUGCUUGCACUUGCAGGUCUCUUGAUAUUACAUUAAUAUAAUAGGCAGCCGCUUUUCUUUCUGUAUCUUGUGAUAAAAUGUCCGAUAAGAACCUGUUUUACUGGGUUGCCUGUCAUGUAAAAAUAUCGACAUGUAUUCAUCCCUUCAAUUGUUGUUGCUGCUAGUUUUCGAUG
Messenger RNA from Jatropha curcas, 1261 nucleotides. Its product is annotated as Adenine nucleotide alpha hydrolases-like superfamily protein. The record is from RefSeq and is a predicted model, not a curated record. Lineage: Eukaryota; Viridiplantae; Streptophyta; Magnoliopsida; Malpighiales; Euphorbiaceae.